ACCCCUAACUCGCGCAAGAUUACUUCUUUAACUUAGUACUUCUCUCGCUUAUACAUAGUUAUUAUCACUUUUAUGAAGCUUCGCGGAUGAAAUAACUUGGGAUGCAAAAACUUGUGCUGAUCAUUGCUCUUCUUACAUUUAUUCUUCUUAACCGUUAUCUAACUCGCACCAUCGACCCCCUUUCCCACUUUCUCCGUUGAUCUUUAAGCUUUCAUGAUAUCACCAUCACUUACAAUCUCAACGAACCUUGUAGCGAGCUUGUUGGGUUCCUCUACUCCAGUUAUAUAUGCCUCUAUCUCAUUUCUCAUUUACAUCGUUAAUAAUUUCAAUUCCGAUAAGCCCUUUGUAACGGGUGUGUUUUCUGGUUCGUUGCUCUCCCCUCCUCGAAUCACGAGUCCACAUCUUAAGACUUGGUCACGACCACACUCUCGAUGAACCCUAACUGAACAUUGCUUCCUCUCUUCCUCUUAAUGGUUUGGAAGAACAGAAAAAAAACGCGUGAAAAAUGGAUGAAAGGAGGGAAAAACAAACCCAAAAAUAGGCUUCUGCCCAAAUGCUUCUGUCGAGUAGCCAAAACUGCUUAUUGUUGGCUCUUUUUAUGAGGUCACGCUUCCAAGUUCCAGCUGCCAUUCUGCACCCAAUUUCCCAGCUAGCAAAUUUAAUUUAUCCCUUUCUUUAUUUUUGGUUGAAUUUAUUGAUCAUUAUAUAUCAUUAUUAAAUUUUGUCGUGAUUUGCCACCAUUCUAAGUUGGGUGGGGUGGUCCAGAAAUUUGAGGCAGCAGCCCGAUAAGAGGGGAAAAAGAGGGAUGAAAAAUUCAAUAAUAAUUAUUUUUUGGAAUAAGUAUAUAUAUAAUUAUUUUUUAUUAACCAUUUUUUGUUUGUUUCUUCUGUUCCAAACUGGGAGGAAGGGACAUUACUAUCACCAUGAGUAGAAAGUAAAAUAAAAAGUGACAAUUACCCCAUUUGUGAUACAUGCAUAUAUGUCAUAUUGACAAUAAUCAACGUUUUCUUUUUUGUGGGUGGAAUUAUGCCUAUCGUUUGGUUCAAUUAACCUUUGAAAUUUGAAUGGUGGCAUGGUAUGAUUUUUCCUCGGUGUUUAUCCUCUGAAAUUUUUCCUCGGUGUUUAGUGGUCGAGGUGCUUGCGUUGCGAGAGGUUGUGCUAUGGUGUUUGGCUCGAGGAUUCAGAGAGGUCUGUUUUGAAGGGGAUGCAAAGGUGAUUAUUGACAAGAUUCGCCAAGAGGAUGGUCGUGAUAGUAGGAUGGGGGCUGUUCUUCAGGAGGUGGUAUAUUUGUUUGCCCUCAAUCUUAGCUUGAGUAUUCGAUUUGUAGGUCAGAGUAGUAAUAGGGUAGCCCAUUUGGUGGCUAGAAAGGCUCUUUCUUUGUACCCGACUACCUAUCGUUAUUUUGAUUUUCAGCCCUGGCUGAAUUCCAAGAUGUAACUGCCUUGUGUUUUUUAUUAAUAUAUAUCUUUUGUCAAAAAAAAAAAAUUUCGAGGUUUGCUUUGGUUUGGUGCAUAAGCAAACUAUCUCAUACACAAUUACAUUAAUCAGAUCACCCACAUUUAAAAACUUCAUCCGUUAGGGUUUAUUAUAAAGUCCGAUCGAGGGUAAACGAUUGAAUCUUUACUUCAUUAUCAUAAAAUUAGAAAAUUGUAUGCUUAAAAUGCACCAAAUUUUUAUGUAUCGAUGAUCUAGGAGUUAGGAUUUCAAUAUAAUUCAACUAGAAUCAACAACCAAGUGACAAUUUUAUAAUUGCCAUAUAAAAUUUCAUUGCAAAAUUCUUAUUUUCGGUGGCCAAAUAUAUAAAAAGAAGAAAUUUUUUUUUAAACAUAUUUAUGAUCCUCUACUGCUACUGUUUCAGUGUUCCAUCACAAUUCACAGCUCAUUACUACCUUUCAUUUCCAUUUUCCUUUCUUCCAGAAAUUCCCACAGCCGUUGGAUCAUCCGGAUCGCUCUGACUUUGACUCAAAGGAGUGACGACAGAUUCAGAUCUUGUGCACGUACGCAAAAAUUUCCCAUCAGCCAAUCACCAUCCGCCACCUCAUCAACCGUAAAAGUUUCACUCCCUCACCCGGCCAGCGCCAAAAUUACCGAACACCGCCGCUUCUCCCCCGCCGGCCAAUAAAACCCGUGAACCGGCUCCGACCGUGCCACCACCGUUGACGAACCGACACGUGGCGGGCGCACCCCACGUGGACUCACGUGAUUUCCAAAUUUCAUGCUAAUCCCCAUAAUUAAAAAAGUAUACAUAAUACCCCCAGAGAAAAGAAGAAAAAAAAAUUGUUUACCGUGCGUGGUAUCAUUAUCCAAAGGGGUUUUUCUUCUUCAAUUUUCAUUGACUCCCUCUCUCUAUCUCUUUCCUGGUGGUUUCUUUCUUUCAUCUUCCCAUCGGAUAUUCUCUCUCUAGCAGCCUAGCUGCUCUGGUAUUACAGAGAGAGAGAGGGGUUGUGGAGCCCAAAACUGGACCUCUGCUUUGCUGGCUUCCUAGCUCUCCAUUGUUGGUCUUUUAUGGGGCUUGUCUGCUAAGCAAAAAAGAAAAAUUUAGAGAGAGAGAGAGGAGGGAAUAGAGAGAGAAAGUUAGGGGGGCCGACGGGCUUCUUCAUCUUCUUAAUUUAACAAAGGCUUGACCUUUAUCGAGAACCCACAUCCAUUUUUUUCACUUCCCAUUCCUAAUUCCAUCUUCUUUCUCCUUCCUUCCUUUCUCAACACCAGUUGUGGGGAAACGAGAAAGAAAAGGAAAACCUCCCAAAAGCCCACUUUGUGUUUUCCUGUUGUGAUUCUGUUAAAAUUUUCCCAGCCCUUACCUCUGCAGGAAGGAUCCACAGAUCUAACUCACAUGAAGUUUGUUCCUCAACUGUUGGGUGAUAAUAAAGGUAGGGACUUUGGAAAGAGGGGGAGGAGAGAGCUGAUUCAGAUUUUGAUUGAUUGAUUAAUUUUGGUCCAGAGGUAAGUCCCUAGGGGGUAGAUAAUGAGGAAGAAAAGAGGAUGCUUGUUUUUGUUGAAGUUUUAGUUGAAUUUUGGUGGUUGAUUGGUUCGUACCAAGUUGGGAUUUGGUCCUCUCUAAAUGGGAUUUUUUUAUGUCUUCAAUGUGAAAGGUUGGACCUUCUGGAGGAAGUUUCUAACCUUGUGUUUUGUUUGCCCUCUAAAUGGCCUGAAACUGACCAAUAUCUUUUCUCUGUUGAAUGUGGUGACCAAACAACAGUCCAAUUUACCCAGUUCCCGUGUUCCUCUUUACUUGCUCCUUACUAAUUUGGGUCUCGUGUUUUGAUUUUUCCAUCAUUUGCGGCUUUGGUUCUUCUAGAGGUCGACAAUUGUGUAUGGUUCUGCUGCGAAUUCACAUCUGAAACCAGCAGAAGUGAAAAGCGGCUGCUUUAGAUCCUGUACAAUUGACUGGUUUAGUUGGAAGGGUUUUAGGUCUAUUGUGUUGAACUCUUGCUAUCCAAGUUUAGGCUGCAUUCAAAUGUUUAUAGGUGUGUAGUGCUUGUUUACAUUUCCCCCCCUGCGUCUGAAGUUUUGAGGGACUUUGUUUGUUGGUGAAUUGGGUAUACUCGAAGGGCUUAUUGGUGUUUCUGUUUUGUUCUGUGAAGGUUGAAGAGCGGUGAAGAGGGUAGGGUUUAGAAACUGAGAUUUCUGCUGUCAAGAGCUUUGUUAAAUGCUGAUGAUUAGGUGCUUUGUCACUAGCCAAAAAAAAGUUGGGAUGGCUGUUUGGUUGAGAUGAGGGAUGUUAUCUGGCUUGAUGAGCUUAUUGAGGGCUUGUUUUCGGCCGAGUUCCGAUCAAUAUGGUCACUCGAAUCCUGAAACCAGUGGUCGACAGGAGGGGCUGUUGUGGUACAAAGACCAUGGGCAGCAUGUGAAUGGCGAGUUCUCUAUGGCAGUAGUGCAGGCCAACAAUUUGCUUGAGGACCAGAGUCAGCUCGAGUCAGGAAGUCUGAGCUCGAACGACUCUGGUCCAUUUGGUACUUUUGUUGGUGUUUAUGAUGGGCAUGGUGGCCCUGAGACGUCUCGCUAUGUCAAUGAUCACCUGUUUCAGCAUCUCAAGAGGUUUACUUCAGAGCAACAGUCUAUGUCAGCAGAUGUAAUUCGAAAAGCAUUUCAAGCAACGGAGGAGGGCUUCCUAUCGGUUGUGACGAGACAAUGGUCGAUGAAGCCACAGAUUGCAGCAGUUGGUUCGUGCUGCCUGGUGGGUGUUGUUUGCAAUGAAAACCUUUACAUAGCCAACCUUGGUGAUUCCCGGGCUGUUUUGGGUAGAGCUGUGAAGGCGACUGGAGAAGUUUUGUCCAUUCAGCUGUCAGCUGAGCACAAUGCAAGCUAUGAGUCUGUAAGGCAGGAGCUGUUUUCUAUGCAUCCCGAUGACUCAAAUAUUGUGGUCUUGAAGCAUAACGUAUGGCGUGUGAAAGGCCUUAUACAGAUAUCCAGAUCCAUAGGUGAUGUAUACUUGAAGAAGGCUGAGUUCAACCGGGAGCCUCUAUAUGCGAAGUUUAGGCUUCGGGAACCAUUCAAAAGACCUAUAUUGAGUGCCGAUCCCUCCAUUUCAGUACAUAAACUACUACCGGUCGAUCAAUUUGUCAUUUUCGCUUCUGAUGGCCUGUGGGAGCAUCUAAGCAAUCAAGAGGCAGUCGAUAUAGUUCAGAAUCAUCCGCGAAGUGGGAUUGCAAGGAGGCUGGUGAAGACUGCACUACAAGAAGCAGCAAAGAAGAGGGAAAUGAGGUACUCAGACUUGAAGAAGAUAGACCGCGGGGUUCGUCGCCAUUUCCACGACGACAUCACCGUGAUCGUAUUGUUCCUCGACUCAAACCUCGUGAGCCGGGCUUUGGCGACCAAUGGUGGCUUGGGAAACAAGAUCUUCAACGUAUCUGUUAGAGGGGCUGGAAUCAGCAUCCCUUCUAGUACACUGGCUAGUACUACUCCUACAACCACCUGAUGAUGCCUUGGUAGACAAGGCAUCUGGUGGAGAUGGAUUUGUUUUUUCUACCAAUAUUUUUGUUUCUCUUUAUAAAUCGGUUUCUUUUAUAAAAGUUUUUAUCUUUGUUGUACUGGCUCUCAGUGUGAAUACCCACCAGAUUAGCUGCUUCCCACGCGUAAAACAGGGUCAGAAGAAGAGAAAUGGAGGAAGAUUGAUUCUUUUUUUUAUGAUUAUUAUGAUGUACAAUUGUAACUUGUAACUUGGGAGAACAGAUGAUAGUUUGCACUCCUUUUUCUUUUUUCCUUCUAACUUACAUAUGGCAAGAGAUCAAGAUAUAUUCUACCUGUCGUGUUAAUGUACAAAGUGACUCCUCAACCACGAAACUUUCGAAACCAGUUGCUAUGAGUUAAUGAGAUAUCACUGCCAUAUGUCGAAAACCCGAGUAACAAAAGGUAUCGAAUUUC
Linum trigynum is the source of this 5364-nucleotide messenger RNA. The record is from the annotation of a GenBank genome assembly. NCBI's taxonomy places the organism in Eukaryota, Viridiplantae, Streptophyta, Magnoliopsida, Malpighiales, Linaceae.